AUGAAUGCGGACUUCCAGGCGGACUUCCAAAGAACCGUUUAUGCCUCGAUAUGUGACAAAAAUCGGCUUGGUGCGGGCGGAAACGGCACCGUUUAUCGUUUGAGAAACGCUUUGCCCUCGAGUGUGAUCAAGUUGUACCAUUCAAAAAAUAUAUUUCGUGCCAUGGAGAAAGAAGCCCAAGCUUUGGCGGCCCUUCGUCAUGGAAAUAUCGUUCAAUUCUAUGGGUUGAUCAAGGAGCAAAUGAAUGGACGAGAGCCGAUUUUUGGGAUCAGAAUGGAGCUUUGUGAGAGGGGAUCUUUGGAUAAAUGGGUCCUUGAUGGAACGACAACUUAUUCGAUUCGCACAGUAAUCCAUUGGGCUGUGCAUCUCUUUAAGGCUCUCGACUACCUCCAUGAACAGAAAAUGAUUCAUCUCGACAUCAAGACCGAGAACGUGUUGGUGGACACCCAUUUCACCUUGAAACUCGGCGAUCUUGGAAUGGUACAGUCGGAGAGUGAGGCGGCUUACGGUGGCGGGACCCCUCGUUUCAUGAGUCCCGAAGUGCGAUUCGAAUUCGAAAAUCAUAAACCUACAUCGAAGUCGGAUAUUUGGGGAGUUGGACUCAUUUUAUGGGAAAUCAUCGAAAGGAGAGAAGUUCCCCUCAAAUGCGCUCCUGAGGAUUUUGAGAAGUUGCUUGCUCGGACCUUGGAAGAACUCAAGUGUCCAGAAGAUUUGCACGAUGUUAUUGCAAAAUGCCUGAAGUACAAUCCGAAUGAACGUACCAUCGAUGCUUCAACAGCUUUACAACGUUGUGAUUUGAUGGAUCAGAUCUUCGCGACCUACCCUUUAAUGCCAAAUCCCAAUGGACCGGAUAAACUGAUCAGACCAAUCGGAUUCAAUUUUCCCGAAACAGUGCCUGAAGAAGUUCUCGUUGGGACUUUAAUUGUGAAAGAAAACUCUUCAUGGAAUCUCUCAGCACCUGAUGCGCAUAUGAACAUCGAAUCGAUUCAGCCUAAUGUGAAAACUCAACAUGUAGAACCUCCAAGACUCAAGACACUUGACGAUUAUCCAAUAUUGAAGAAAAUUAUUGACGACGAGGUUUACGCAUCGCAGAUCGACAAACGAUUGAAGACGUUUUUCGAAAACCUGGGAGAGCAAGAAAUUGAGCACUUUGCCGAGAUUGCUCAAAAGACAAUAGUCCAAGAAAAUCAAGUCGGUGAACAGUUCUUUUUAAAUCACGAGAAAAUCACAUCGAUUAGAAAUUAUUUUGGUUCCAAAGCACCGGAAAUUCCAAAUAACAUUGGGAAUCGAGAAGUCUAUGUUGAGGCCAUAGCUAAAAAAAUGGUUGCCACAUACACCAUGGAACUUCAAUUGAUCUACUUUGACGUCAUCAAAUUGAUCAGUUAUUGCAAAAAACUCAACUUUGAUCUUUGGUCUCUUUCAUAUUACAUCCAUAAUACUAUUGCUAAACUACAGAAAUACAAAGAAGUAUUUUGUAAAAGAUUUUAUUGUAAGAGUCUCUUCUCAGUGAGUCUCAAGGAACAAUGGUUACUCAUUGGAGCCGUCGGCAAAAAGAAAUUUCUUUUCUUAAAAGCUGAGCUUGAUGAUGCAAAGACAAUGGAUGUUCAAGAAAGAGAUGGGAUAGUUGUCGUUACAAAAGAGAAGAAUAAUCAAGCAAGAGUUUUGGAUCAAAUGACCUGUGUUCGAAAUGCAGAACUGGAUAUUGAGAUGCUGAUAUCGGCGUUGAAUCGAAUGGAAGAUCGGAUUGGUAUGUACGCGAUUAUCAAGGUAAACAAACUCAACGAUGAGAAGAAAGCUUCCAAAAUCGAGUUUUAUUCGGAACAUCAUGGUGAAGAUCUACCGGUACCUGGGUAUAUCUUUCAGUUAAGUGUCCCACCGAGAGCCGUUUGUCGAUGUAAUCCGAAAUGUGCGUUAACGAAGAGAUGGCCAUCAGAUAAUCCAGAGACAUCUUAUGAAUCGAAUGUAUCGGAGACUUCCCUGGAUCCACAACUCAAAUUGAGAACUUGUACGAGUAAGCAGCAAAUUCAAUAUCUGAGAUUGCACUCAAUGAUUUGUAUUUCCUUCUUGUCGAAUCAGAAAUCGUGCAAGUUGACGUUUCUGACAACCGAUCUUAUCUCAUCUGAGAUCUCAUCUGAUUUUCUGUUUUUCAAGUUGAAAGAUGAAAAAAGAAAGAAUUUGGUUUUGCUUGAUUACCCGGAAGAUCCAAUAAAUUCUGAAAAGAUCCACUGUAUGGAUGAGAAUUUCGAGAUUGUGCAGAUUUAUGUGUCGAGAAGAGAGAUAGCCAAUGAAGAAUAUCAUCGGUUUCAGCUCGACCAGCUCAGCCGAGAUUUGCAGGAAGCGCAAAUGUACGAAAAUUGGGCCAAGAGA
This is a messenger RNA of Mesorhabditis belari, 2367 nucleotides long. The record is from the annotation of a GenBank genome assembly. NCBI's taxonomy places the organism in Eukaryota, Metazoa, Nematoda, Chromadorea, Rhabditida, Rhabditidae.